AUGGACGACCCGCCACCCGAUACCCAGAACCGUGUGCUGGCUGCGUGGGAGGAACGGCCACCAGAGAGAGUUGCAGAAUAUUUCGUGAAGGUGAGGAGCACAGGUACCCCCCUCAGCAAGCGGGCAUAUCGUUCCAUCGUGGUGGCCUAUGAGCGUUCCGAUCCAACAUUCGUUCUGAAGAUUGACAAGGAGAUGAAGCGACCAGGCAUUCAUUUCAAACGGACCGCGCAGAAUGCAGGGUUGGGUAUUCAUUGUAAGGUUGGUAUGCACAACGAGGGCCACGACUUGCUCAUGAACAUUAUGGCAUCAUGA
Prorocentrum cordatum is the source of this 312-nucleotide messenger RNA. NCBI's taxonomy places the organism in Eukaryota, Dinophyceae, Prorocentrales, Prorocentraceae. The record is from the annotation of a GenBank genome assembly.